GCUCGGGAUUCAUUAUAUCUAAACAUUUAAAGCGUUUUGGUGAUACUGACAUUUAUCCUUGAACAAGGGUACAGGAAAGGUGACGGGAGAUUGCUGAGCCGGUUAACUGUCUUUGAGCCACAACUUAAUUCGAAGUACCAUGCCACUUAAAGUCGGAAUUAAUGGAUUUGGUCGUAUCGGGCGCCUUGUUUUGAGGGCUGCCUUGGACCAGGGAAUUGAUGUGGUUGCAAUCAAUGAUCCCUUCAUUGACUUGAAUUACAUGGUGUACAUGUUCCGGUACGAUUCAACACAUGGCAAGUAUGAAGGCGAAAUAAAAGUUGAAGGUGGAAAACUAGUGAUCAGCGGAAAGGCUAUGUCCGUAUACACCGAGAGAGAUCCCGCUAGCAUUCCUUGGUCCAAAGAUGGUGCUGAAUAUAUUGUCGAUUCUACUGGGUGCUUCACAACCUUGGACAAAGCAGGGGCUCAUAUGAAAGGAGGCGCCAAGAAGGUCAUAAUUUCAGCACCGUCAGCAGAUGCUCCCAUGUUUGUUUGUGGCGUAAACGCAGAGAAAUAUACCAAAGACCUCAAUGUCGUCAGCAAUGCUUCGUGCACCACUAACUGUCUUGCACCUCUUGCUAAAGUUAUCCAUGAGAAGUACGGAAUUGUGGAGGGUUUAAUGACAACGGUUCAUGCAUACACCGCCACUCAGAAGGUAGUAGAUGGACCCAGCAACAAAGACUGGCGAGGUGGUCGUGGUGCUGCCCAGAAUAUCAUCCCAUCCUCCACUGGAGCAGCGAAGGCCGUCGGAAAGGUCAUACCGGAUUUGAACGGAAAGUUAACUGGAAUGGCCUUCCGUGUACCAGUUCCUGACGUAUCUGUGGUGGAUUUGACCUGCAGACUCGACAAAGGAGCAUCCUAUGAUGAUAUUAAAGCGGCCAUCAAGUCGGCUUCUGAAAAUGAGCUUAAGGGCAUUUUGGGAUACACGGAUGAAGACGUUGUGUCCCAGGACUUCAGAGGAGACAAGAGGAGCAGCAUUUUUGAUGCGAAGGCUGGAAUUGCUCUGAACAACAACUUUGUGAAGCUUGUAUCCUGGUAUGACAAUGAAUUCGGAUACAGCUUCAGAGUAGUGGAUCUUAUCAAGCAUAUGUAUGCAGUGGAUAACAAGUAAAGUGGACAAAAGACUCCUAACCUUUUGCGUAGUGUUUUGUUUUUCAUUUUUUGUUGUUAAAAUUCUGUGCUUUGAUAAACAUUUUGUUCACACCUUUAGAAAUUUUGAUCUUUGUCCAAAUGUUGAUGAUGAUCUGUUUAAAUUAUUUGCUGAACAUUUAAUGGUUAUAUAGUAUAUGCUGUACAAGAACAUUAAACUCUGAGCAUAAUGACAA
Messenger RNA from Ostrea edulis (European flat oyster), 1361 nucleotides. Its product is annotated as glyceraldehyde-3-phosphate dehydrogenase. The transcript has a single exon. The coding region runs from base 140 to 1147 and encodes 335 amino acids. Gene Ontology annotation, biological process: glucose metabolic process. NCBI's taxonomy places the organism in Eukaryota, Metazoa, Mollusca, Bivalvia, Ostreida, Ostreidae. The record is from RefSeq and is a predicted model, not a curated record. Gene Ontology annotation, molecular function: NADP binding; oxidoreductase activity, acting on the aldehyde or oxo group of donors, NAD or NADP as acceptor; NAD binding.